AGAGAGAGAGAGAGAGAGAGAGGCCGGCGCUGUUUAAGCAGCGGCAGGGGAAGGAGACCCGACACUCCCCCCCCUACGGCCGGUCAGUUGGUUGAGGCCGUCGCGUGGCCAGUCAGUCGCUGCGUCCGCCCGCAGGGCUGUAGCAUUCUUUAAAAAUGGGCCGGAUUUUCUUGGAUCAUAUUGGUGGUACUCGCCUGUUUUCCUGUGCAAAUUGUGACACAAUCUUGACCAACCGCUCAGAACUAAUAUCUACUCGUUUCACAGGGGCUACUGGUCGAGCCUUCCUAUUUAACAAGGUAGUAAAUCUGCAGUACAGUGAAGUCCAGGAUCGGGUCAUGCUCACUGGACGCCACAUGGUUCGUGAUGUGAGCUGCAAGAACUGCAACAGCAAGCUAGGCUGGAUCUAUGAAUUUGCCACUGAAGACAGCCAGCGGUAUAAGGAGGGCCGUGUUAUCUUGGAAAGAGCUCUAGUCCGAGAGAGCGAGGGGUUUGAGGAGCAUGUUCCAUCUGAUAACUCAUGAAUGAACAUCUCAGUUGUCUCCAGGCUUUCGCUGUUGAAACUUUAAAAAGAGAAAAAUCAACAACAAAAAAUCUACUUACAUACACUGUCACCUUAGCAUCAGCGUUGGAUUCAUGAACUAGAGAGUGGGAAAGAUUGUGAGAGAAUUUCAGACAGAACUUUCCUUUAUUUCUUUCUCCCUUUUUAUCCCUUUCGGUUCAUAGGGAAUGUUGAAUGGAUGCUGUAACUUUGCUUUUUCUGUUAAAGUCUCAGAUAUGUAAUCAUUUGAAGUUACAAAUCCUCUGAAAGCAAUUUGGAAUAUUUCUUUCAUUUGAGAGAAUACAGUUGGAUUUUAGUUUGUAAAACCUGUUACAUCAAAAGGAAAAUUUUAAGUGUAGCAAUCUUUUAAUUUAUUUCAAUUUUUUGUCCUUCGUUUUAAUUCGAUUUUAGCCAGACUUUUCACCUGAUCUGCUGGCUUAAGAGGUCCGAAUUUAUGAUGAGUGCUAAAGGUUCAGUGUUUAGUCCAGUUUGUGCUGGCCGUUGAUUCAUAUUCUUGUUGGGGGUUCAUUGGUAGUACAGAGCCUGUGCUUGUCUGUACCUUAUUUUUUUUGUAACCCCAAAUUUUUCUCAUUCCUCAUUUACCUAAGCACCCCUUCCACCAUAGGGCUGGUGUUGACUUUUUUUUAAUAGGGCAAAACUGCUUGUCUUCUCAGUUUCCUGAUGUAACUUACACAAUUAUAUAGACAAAUGGCUGUCCAGUCUUGUGUUGCUUCAGAACUAUGUAGGUAGUGAUGGGUGGGACUUGAGCAGUUGCUGCAGCUUUUUUGUUUGUUUGUUUCCUGGCUGACUUCCUUAAAUAGAAAAGUUGCAACUCCUAAUCUUAGAAUUUCCCUCCUUUUUAAUCCAUAGCUUUGCAUUAGAAACCUAACUAUAAGGAAGAAGGGCAUGCCAGCAUGUGCAGCCAUGCAUACAACUAGGCAUCUGAUCUAAAUCUGUUUAAAUGGCUAACAACCUGUCUUCAAAUGCUGCUUCUGAUAUCAAAGCUCUUACUCUUAGUUGCAUCUUUCCAUUGUGGUGCUGCACCUUUACUGCUUUCACCAGCAGAAGUUCAUCUGGCUGUACUUGGUCAUAGGUUAUCUGGUGCUUCCUGUAGCAGUUACUUGUGUUGCAAUACUGGAUCUUGCUCACCCGAAAAACCUUUCUGUAGACUUUACUCAGGGGUGCCCAAAUGUUGCUGCCAGCAUGGCCUGCCAAGCUACAUUUCUUGGAAGUCCAAGACCUGCAUCUUGAAGAUAUUAAUCACAAUUUUGUACUCUCCUUGUCAGUAGGUAUUUGCUAGACAAGGUAUUUGCCUUACUGUAGUUGAUCCUCAGCAAUCAGAUAGCACCUGUUAAGUUCUGCCACUGAGCAAGGAAUGCAAAUAAAGCAUCCAUAAAUCUGGAGGAUCAGUCGUCCUUACUUCAGUCCUAACCACACUUGCACAGGCUGGGGCAAGGGGUUGCCUUUGCAAGUGCCUUUAGGAAUACUGUUCCAUGAGCCAUGCCUCCCAUAUAUAACUUGCAGACUGGAUGAGGAGUUGUAUCUUGCACUCCACAUGUGGCAUUCUGGCCAUUGAGCUGUAGUUUGGGCACCCCUCUUAGCUUGAUAAGUAGCUCUAAUAUGCAACUUAGAGGGGCAACAUGUAGAUUUGUGUACUGGAGCUAAGUCAAAUCAGGAUACUUAAACAAUAGUGUACUUGUGCCUCAGAUGAGUAAACUUUACUAUUGACUUCAGUAGUUCCCGAUUAUUUUAGUAACUUAACUGGCAACUUGUGAUUGGCAGUCCUUGAUGUACUCUACAUGUAUUUUUGAUGUUGCAGUACAAUAAAGUUUGUUUUGUCCUG
Molecule: messenger RNA, 2381 nt
Organism: Lacerta agilis (Sand lizard)
Lineage: Eukaryota; Metazoa; Chordata; Lepidosauria; Squamata; Lacertidae
Gene: YPEL5
Product: yippee like 5
Exons: 3
Coding region: 156-521 (121 amino acids)
Source: RefSeq, a predicted model, not a curated record